Messenger RNA from Gasterosteus aculeatus aculeatus (three-spined stickleback), 1135 nucleotides. Its product is annotated as dnaJ homolog subfamily B member 9. The record is from RefSeq and is a predicted model, not a curated record. Gene Ontology annotation, molecular function: misfolded protein binding; protein-folding chaperone binding. Lineage: Eukaryota; Metazoa; Chordata; Actinopteri; Perciformes; Gasterosteidae. Gene Ontology annotation, cellular component: endoplasmic reticulum. Gene Ontology annotation, biological process: ERAD pathway.
UUCCUCAACCGUGCGCACACAAUCCGGAGAUGUCCGUGCAAAGCGUUUCCCACUGGGUGCGAGCCCACGUGGUCACGCUGCUCUGCUUCUCCGAAGUCCUGCACGCCGCCUCAGAGUCGAGCAAAAGUUACUACGAUAUUCUAAAUGUUGAGCCAUCAGCCGCGGACAGCCACAUAAAGAAGUCUUUCCGCAAACUGGCCAUCAAGUGCCACCCAGAUAAGAACAAGGGUGGUGAUGCAGAGAAGUCUUUCAGGGAGAUUGUUGAAGCCUACACCGUGCUCUCCACCAAGGAGAAGAGGAGGCGGUAUGACCGUGUGGGCCACGAGGCUUUCCUCAAAGACGAGGCCUCUGAAGACCCCGAGGAUGAACUUGACACGAGCUUCCCUUUUCCUUUGGAAGACCUAUUCCAUGACUUGGAUGGAAGUCCCUUCACGGAGGACACAUUCUUUCGCGGGACUUUUUAUCCGGAUGGGGCGGAUAUGGAUGGUCUAAACAAACAUUACAUUAUUGAAGAGCUCGACUACAGCUUCUAUCUUGGUGAUGAAGAAGAAGAAGAACAUUAUUUCUACUAAAUGUUCACUCAUUCAUUCAUUUUAGUGUUUUUUAUGAUUAAGUCUCCAUAAUAAAUUGUUAUCAUAGCAUCCGUGUCUCGUAUUCAGACAAUGUAGAAAUUGAAAUAAAUAAAUCUGUUAUGUGUUUUUAAAGCGCUCCAUUGACUGGCACUUUGCUCUGCUUACCCCCUUUUACUAAUAACUAACUAACUAACUAAUUUAAACAAUCACUGAUCUUUACACCACUCAACCAAUUAGAAACUAGGUCUUUUCUUUAGCCUUAUUAUUAUUAUUAUUAUAUAGAGACCAUUCCAGUUUGUUUGAGAGCAGGAAUUCUUACUGGUUGGUAGGUGAUCAAAUACUUAUGCCAUGCAGUAAACUGCAAAAUAUAUUUUUUUAAAUCAUACAAUGUGAUUUUCUGGAUUUCACUCACAGUUGAAGAGUAACUAAUGAUAAAAACUGCUUUGUAAGUGGGAAAACCUGCAAAAUCGGCAGUGUAUCAAAUACUUCUCCCCACUGUAAUGUACGUUGGUCUGUUUGUGGUUGAACAUUCUCUCUAAAUAAACCUGACUUGUAAAUGGACA